UCAAAUAUUUUAUUUUAAUUUUUAAAAAUUAUUAUUUCGAGCCGACCAGGCUGUGUUGAGCCUCGUAGUUUUUUGUAGGCAAUCGUGUAUCGUCGCGUUGUCUACUUUUAUGCGCGCUUUUUGCAAACGUGAUAUUUUACUUUUAUUUUCGGUGUGUUUGAGUGCAUUUUUCAAAAUGAUUUUUGUACGAAAAAUGUGUAUUGACAUGCCUGAGUUUGAUUUCCAAAGUUUUAUAAAAAAGUACACAAAAACUCAUUACCAAACACACACACAUUGGACACAAAAGCACAACUAAAACAAAAAACUAUAAAUAUGAAAAAACUACAAAACUACAACAAAAAAUAAUCUAUGAAAAAAAGCUACAGCCUCCUCUAUCGACACUGAGUUGAAGCCCACCAUACAUGUGGCGCCAUUGGCGCAUCAAAGUAGUUUCGCCUCGUGUCAGGGGUCUGGGUAUCAUACACCCGACGAUGACGAUACCAGCGAUUCAAGCUCAACUUCACAAACGCAUAGCAGCAGCAGCCGCAGUAGCAGACAUAGCAAGAAAGGUGGUGAGAAGGUGCGUCGCGAUAAGCGCAUGCGCCAUGAGGAUAACGUUGACACCGCGAGCGAUACCAGUACCGAGGAAUGUGUGCACCUUAUUGACAAUGAUACGGUGCAGCACAAGAUACGCAUUGAAUUUGCCGAUUAUGGUGGUUCGGAGUACGCCGAUGUGCUCUCACAGAGUGAGGCCACUGAUAAUGCGCUGGCCGAAGAGGUUGCUGUUGCUAUGCGCUUGCGUUUGCCAGAAAUCGGUAUACAACCGCAUACGCAGCCUACCACACCAUCUUCGGAUCACACCACUAUACCGUUAGAUGGUUUCCUCGACGUGCAACGCAUGUCAUUCGGCUCGGGACCCAAUUCGGAUUUGGCUGCCGUCAUACGUGAGGAGGACUCGGAGGCUUCGAAUGAAGUCUUCUCACCGCCAACUUAUGUAACUUGCAGCUAAUGCUUUUG
Zeugodacus cucurbitae (melon fly) is the source of this 996-nucleotide messenger RNA. RefSeq lists its product as uncharacterized. The transcript has 2 exons. NCBI's taxonomy places the organism in Eukaryota, Metazoa, Arthropoda, Insecta, Diptera, Tephritidae. The coding region runs from base 578 to 988 and encodes 136 amino acids. The record is from RefSeq and is a predicted model, not a curated record.